CUCCGAGAAAACAUCCACUCUCUGAUCAUAGUUCAAGUCUCAGCUGUCAACCAAACUCUCCUUGGACUAUCAUAACUCUGUGUAGAGAAUAAGUACCCAAGGUACGGUAGUAUACCCCGGGCCUCUCUAUCUGCUCUACCGCCUCAGUGUUUGAAAGAGCAACCGACUUGUUUGCCUGGAGCAACAACAAGUCUCAGAUAAUUUCACCCUCAAGUCGCAAGUCGCACCUGCCGUCUAGAUCCUGAGUGCUUGGACCACGCGUCUAGACACUGAAUUUCCUCUUUUUUUGCCGUGACAAACUUCAACUUGUUCCCCGUCUUCUUCUUUCUCCCUCUCAACAUCUCACCUUUUUUCUCAACAACCAAGCAUCUUGAACUUCCACUUUUCCUCGGAAGAGCAGUCAUCCCCCAGGCAAAAACAGACCACAUACAUAAUCCAAAACAUCUGACCGAAUCGUAUCGUGGAUCCCCCAAGUUGGAGCACCCCCCUCGCCCGCAGUCCCCAAUCGAUUCGCGCUUCCACACGCCGCGCACGCUUAGAUCACUUUCUUGGGCAUAAACUGCUUUUUUUGUGGGUCCGUCUGUCCAAGCUCAGUCCUUGUUAGCUUCGACUCCGUUCUCGUCGCCCUUUGUCGGUCGGAACGACACACUUUGAUCAACAUCCACUUUCCAAACCCCCAUCGCAACAUCACAACCGCCACCAUGUCCGAGCAAGUCGAUCUCACCACCAUCCCUAUCAGCCCCGAGGGCGGCAACACCAACGGCGACGCUGCCGCCGCCAAGGACGACAAGACCGUCACCGUCUUCCACGACAAGGAGCACUUCAAUGUCAAGCACCCUCUCUCCAACCGCUGGACCCUUUGGUUCACCAAGCCCUCAAGCGGAAAGGGCGACAACUGGAAUGAUCUCCUGAAGGAGGUUAUCACCUUUGAGACGGUCGAGGAGUUCUGGGGUGUAUAUAACAACAUCGCCCCGGUAUCAGAGCUUGCUCUCAAGUCCGAUUACCAUCUCUUCAAGGAGGGCGUGCGCCCCGAGUGGGAGGAUCCCCAGAACAAGCACGGUGGCAAGUGGUCUUACCAGUUCAAGGAGAAGCGCAAUGUCAACAUUGACGAGAUCUGGCUGCAUACUAUGCUUGCUGCGAUCGGCGAGACUCUCGAGGAUGAGGAGGACGGUGAGGUCAUGGGCGUUGUCGUCAACGUCCGCAAGGCCUUCUUCCGUGUUGGUGUCUGGACUCGCACUAUCGGCAAGCACAUUCCCGGCCGCGGCGACGGAGACAUUUCUGGCGGCAAGGGUAGAUCCCCUGAGAAGGGCAAGGAGAUCCUGAUGGCUAUCGGCCGCCGCUUCAAGGAGGUCCUCCAGCUCCCGCCCAACGAGGCUCUCGAGUUCUCCGGCCACACGGAAUCCGCUCACAGCGGCAGCUCUCGCGCUCGUGCCAAGAUGACCGUCUAAAUGCGCUCUCUAGUUUUGGCCAUGUCAUUGACAAGCUAAAGUCCAGCCCGGCUUUAGCAGGCAGCUUCGUUAUCAUGCAUACAACGGGCCGCUUAUAAUAUCUACGACGUUCGAAAAAGAACGACAUGCGGUCUCGGCGGCGGCAUACACGCAGACGACAACGCAUAGAAAUAUGGGAUAUCUCGUUGACGAAAAAGCUACCCGCUUCAUUUACUUGGUGGAGGAACACGGGAGUCGGGAAUGGGGGAAUCUAGCCGUGGCGUCGGUUUCCAAAAAUCCUUUUUACAUUUCAUUCAGCAGCUCUAUUGAGGUCCUUAUCAUGGCGUUAUUUGACUUUGGAAGUUAAGGCAGCCUUUAAGUCGGUUUUAUACCAAGUGGCCUCCCACUCACAGAUUUAUGCAUAGAUCUGAGCCUGGGCUGUCAUGGAAUUAGAGAAUGGUUUACACUCAGGACGAGAUGGGGUUGCCGCACUAUUUCCAUCGGGUUCCUGAGAGAGCAUGUGUAUGGUGUGUUGGGCUUUUGCGGCGGGCAUGGGUCACAGUCGUCGCGGGAUAUGGGACAUUGAUAGGAGCUUAGUGAGGAAUAAAAGCAUUGGUCCUCUACAUUUGGCCGGAAAUGGACAUGCGUCUUUGUUGACUAACAUUAACGUUAAAGGCUCGGAACAGGAAACUAUGGCUUGUUACCUCUGGUUGUGAACAGCCGUCCUGGGCACCACUCAUAGUUUGCCUUGAGAGUCAGCGAGCUUUUUACUAGAGGAAUUGAU
Neurospora crassa OR74A is the source of this 2211-nucleotide messenger RNA. Its product is annotated as eukaryotic translation initiation factor 4E. NCBI's taxonomy places the organism in Eukaryota, Fungi, Ascomycota, Sordariomycetes, Sordariales, Sordariaceae. Gene Ontology annotation, biological process: translational initiation. Gene Ontology annotation, molecular function: translation initiation factor activity; RNA 7-methylguanosine cap binding. The transcript is spliced from 3 exons. Gene Ontology annotation, cellular component: eukaryotic translation initiation factor 4F complex; cytoplasm. The record is from RefSeq and is a predicted model, not a curated record. Bases 702 to 1448 code for a protein of 248 amino acids.